AUGGGUUUAUUGGACCACAAAUACUCCUUCGACGAAUCGGAGGAAAGUAGAUACACGCUGUUUGUGAAUUUCGCCUUUUGUGUCUAUGUCGAUCGACAGCACAAUGAUGAAAGUAUGUACACUCCGAUACUUGUUAUUUUGCGAAGCUCCUAUUUUUCAGAGUGUCCGCCAUAUGUCUUAAAACAAAUGGUAGCUCAUUGUGUCGAAAAAAGUUCUUAUGGCAAAAGCUCAUUUUGUGGCGCAAACAAUGCUAACUACGAGAGAUUAUUGCCACAGAAUACUACGACAACCACUUCAACGACAAGUACAACAAUGAAACCAGUGGAAACAACGACUAGUUCUUUUCCCGCUUCUGCAUUUUUUGGUGGUGCUGUUGGAGCUCAGGUACAAAUACUACUGGAACAACAGGAACAGGAACUACAAACACGGGAAAAACCAAGAAUAAGAAGAAAGAUAAAAAGAGAAAGGAUAAGAAGGUUAAAAAGACUAAGAAGUCAAAAAAUACUACGGAGACCAACACCGCCACGGCUUAUUGAGAAAUUGGUCUUGAACAACUUACUUGUACAAAAUGUUUCAACGUUUCCGCCUUGCAUUAACUCUCAUUACAAAAUAGCUACUACUUCGACCACGACGACAACAACUACAACCACCACAGUUGCGACUACAACCAAAGAUAAUUCGUUUCCAUUCGCUACCACGAUGGGAGGAUUUUUGAUUGGAGCUGCAGUUGCGGUUGUUCUCAUGUUCUUCAUUUCUUACAUUUUCAAAAAGAAGGGCAAAAAGCAAGAAGGUGGUACUACCACUACAGGAGAAGCAAAGAAGCAUAAGAAAAACAAGAAAAAUAAGAACGGAAAAACAUCUGGAACCACUACAAAAGAUGGAACUACUGCAAUCUGGGGCCACGAGGCUUAUGUUCAUAUCACUGGACAACUCUUCUGCAAUGGAACACCAUAUCAACACGAGAAAGUGACUCUUUGGGAGAAGAAUUAUGUGUUUGCUGAUAGCUUUGGAGCAAAGACCAAGACCGAUCCGAAUGGGUAUUUCGAACUGAAAGCUACUCUUAAUGAUGCGAUGUACUUCCCCAAACCCUACUUUUAUAUGAUCAACUGGUGUAUGGAGAAGCAGUGGUGGAAUGAUGAUAAUGGUGACAAAUUGGUGUGUUCGGACUCACUGAAGGUGUUCGUUCCAGCGCAAUACAUAAAUAACGAGUCGACAGCAAUAAUUAAGUGGGAGAUGAAUCGAGUUGAGCUGACACAGGUGGAAACUCAAUUCGCUGGACUGGAAGCUGUGUUGAAAGGAGUCAUGGGGCAAAAAGGAGAGUGUCGUCGGAUUCUGAAGGAGGAUCGCAAGGACACGCCGAUCUAA
Caenorhabditis briggsae is the source of this 1365-nucleotide messenger RNA. NCBI's taxonomy places the organism in Eukaryota, Metazoa, Nematoda, Chromadorea, Rhabditida, Rhabditidae. The transcript is spliced from 9 exons. Gene Ontology annotation, cellular component: cell surface. The record is from RefSeq and is a predicted model, not a curated record. The coding region runs from base 1 to 1365 and encodes 454 amino acids.